This is a messenger RNA of Verticillium alfalfae VaMs.102, 661 nucleotides long. Its product is annotated as 40S ribosomal protein S16. The transcript has 3 exons. Gene Ontology annotation, molecular function: RNA binding; structural constituent of ribosome. The record is from RefSeq and is a predicted model, not a curated record. Gene Ontology annotation, cellular component: cytosolic small ribosomal subunit; ribosome. Gene Ontology annotation, biological process: maturation of SSU-rRNA from tricistronic rRNA transcript (SSU-rRNA, 5.8S rRNA, LSU-rRNA); translation. Lineage: Eukaryota; Fungi; Ascomycota; Sordariomycetes; Glomerellales; Plectosphaerellaceae. The coding region runs from base 55 to 486 and encodes 143 amino acids.
GCCUUCCCACCCGCUGCGACAACUAACCUCGCACUCGCCCACAUCGCAGCAACCAUGUCGUCCUCGCAGAGCGUCCAGUGCUUCGGCAAGAAGAAGACGGCCACGGCUGUCGCCCAGUGCAAGGCCGGUAAGGGUCUUGUCAAGGUCAACGGCAAGCCUCUGUCCCUUGUCCAGCCCGAGAUCCUGCGCUUCAAGGUCUACGAGCCCCUCCUCGUCCUCGGCCUUGACAAGUUCGCCGACGUCGACAUCCGCGUUCGCGUCUCCGGCGGUGGCCACACUUCCCAGAUCUACGCCAUCCGUCAGGCUAUCGCCAAGUCCCUCAUCGCCUGGUACCAGAAGUUCGUCGACGAGCACUCCAAGAACAUGCUCAAGCAGGCCCUCGUCGCCCACGACCGUACCCUCCUCGUCGCCGACAACCGCCGGUGUGAGCCCAAGAAGUUCGGUGGUAAGGGUGCCCGCUCUCGCUUCCAGAAGUCCUACCGUUAAACGGUCUCGCCUUCCUCCGGGUGGCGAUGGCGCGUCUUGGCGGCAAAGGACACGGAAUCCUCCGCGGCGCAUCUACUCCCACCUUCUCCGGCGCUGCUCGACCUUCUCGACACUGGUAUUGGGAGGGUUCCUGCCGCGUCUGCGCGAAAUCAUGACGGUACUUUUUUUCGUGUCU